Caenorhabditis bovis is the source of this 1944-nucleotide messenger RNA. The record is from the annotation of a GenBank genome assembly. NCBI's taxonomy places the organism in Eukaryota, Metazoa, Nematoda, Chromadorea, Rhabditida, Rhabditidae.
AUGGCUGAUGAGAUCGAAAAUUCCGCGUUCGAAUUCAAAAAAUUCGAUGAAAGUCUCCUUGACACCUUGAAACAAAGUGAAACUAAAUAUAGUAAUCUGAUUGCCGGAAAUGAUGAGUACACUAUUGGGAUGGACAAGGACGAAAUCGUGGCGAUCAAAAUCCCUGGACAAAUGAAAAAGGUUCGAGAUGAUCAAGUGAUGAACAACGCCGGAGGUUUCGUGUUUAAAGUCAGCGAUGUGACAAGAAUCCGUCGGUUUUUGAUCCUCGGAUGCGAGGGCGCAACCUUCUAUCAGUCUGAGAAGGAGCUCACCUUCGAAAACGUUCAGAGCCUAAUUAGAAUUAUCGACGAAGGCAACGCCUUCUUAAUUCUCAAAGAAAUCGGAGAAAUCAAUGCUCAGAACAGAAAUCCGAAAAUGAAAUCGAUGCUGUUCGCAUUGGCUCUUUGCGCACGCUAUCAUGUCCAUGACAAGAAGAAGGCGGCGAAGUCCAAAGAUCCUAUGGUGGUGGCGUAUUCGAAAUACAUUGACGCAAUGCAUAAGGCUGCGUGCUCGUUGAUUGCACAAGUGUGCCGAAUUCCGACUCAUCUCUUCGAGUUUGUUGGAAAUUGCGAGAUUGUCGCCAAGUCAGGAGCAUUCAAUUCUAAACAAACAUCGACUGGAUGGGGUCGAAUGAUGAGAGCGGUUAUUACGAAAUGGUACGAAUCGAAGACCCCUGAACGUUUGGCGAUGUUCUUGACAAAGUAUCCCCAAAGAGGAGGAUGGUCCCACCGCGAUUUGUUUCGUCUCGCUCAUCCUGAAGUUUUUCACCGAAAGGCCUUUUAUACGUCACCGGAAAGAUUAGAGCUCGAGCAGAUCUACCGUUUCGUCGUCAAGGGAGACUUGCAGGAAAGAAAAAGAAAGUCGCUGAAUAUAAGUGAGGGUGAUUCGAAGGAUGCUGACGAUGUCACUGCUAAGAAAGUAUACACUGAGGAACAAUUGGAUAGAGAAGAAAAUAGCAAGGCUCUUGGAUUGAUUGAAGCCUAUCUCAAAUUGAAGAACGAGACGAAUGAGGAGAUCAUAAUUGCGGAAAUCAAGAAGCACGGGCUCGUUCGUGAGCACAUCCCAACGGAUGCAUUGAAGAGUGUCAACGUUUGGAAGGCAUUAUUGGAAACAGAAAUGCCGAUGACCGCGAUGUUGCGUAAUCUGGGAAGAAUGUCUGCAAUCAAGUGUCUUGACGAAAAUCAAAUUGCCGAAAUCACUAGAAGACUCAAUGAUGUGGAGGAAUUGAGAAGAGCCCGCAUUCAUCCGCUGAAUGUUCUCAUUGCCAGAAGCACUUAUAGACAAGGCGGUGGCUACAAGUCAGCCCUUAAAUGGAAGCCCGAGAAGAAGAUUGUCGACGCUCUUGAGCAGGCUUUCUACAAGUCAUUCAUCAAUGCCCCACCUACUGGAAAAAGGUACUGCCUGGCAAUUGACGUCUCCGGAAGUAUGGCACAACCAGCAUCGGGAUGUGUUAUUUCCUGCCGUGAAGCAGCAAGUGCCUUGUCGCUUAUCAACCUUCACAAUGAAGAAACGGUUCGCAUGGUUGCUUUCUGUGAUGAGCUCACCGAGUUGCCUUUCGACAAGACAUGGAACUUGGAUAAAAUGGAUGAUUUCAUGAAUAAUCUCGCGUUCGGCUCCACAGAUUGCGCUCUUCCGAUGGUUUGGGCAAUGGAGAAAGAUCUCAAAUUCGAUGUCUUCGCGAUCUACACUGACAAUGAGACGUUCUUCGGCGAUAUCCAUCCAUUUGAAGCGCUCAAGCAAUAUCGCGAAAAGUCUGGAAUCCAUGAUGCUCGUAUGAUUGUCAUGGGAAUGUCGGCCACCGAGUUCACCAUCGCCGAUCCAACCGACGCCGGAAUGCUCGACAUUGCCGGAUUUGAUUCGGCUGUUCCACAGAUCAUCAGCGAGUUCAUCAACGGCUAUAUCUAA